Molecule: messenger RNA, 510 nt
Organism: Venustampulla echinocandica
Lineage: Eukaryota; Fungi; Ascomycota; Leotiomycetes; Helotiales; Pleuroascaceae
Exons: 3
Coding region: 1-510 (169 amino acids)
Source: RefSeq, a predicted model, not a curated record
AUGGACACCUCGGGUCUAGAACUUGAGAGGGGAUCUCUAAACUUGACGACUCAUGACCAAGGGCAGGAUGCUUCCAUUCCUUCUAAAGGCUUAUAUAUAUCCACAUAUUCCGCUUCUCAUAAAUACUCCCGCUUCCCCCAACUUCUCCUCCUACUCCCCUCUUCUCAUCCAUCCGAUUACCAUCACGAAAGAGGCCAGCACGCACCUCCCAAGGAGAUAGUGCCUCCCUUCCUCGAACUCAUAUCGACUUGUUUUGUGGUUGAGCGUGAGCUCCGCCUUGGUACCUGGGCUCCCGCUGCUGGUGAUACAAAUUCUGCUGCAGUAGCGCCUCCGGGGUGGUGGGGGAGGGUAUCACCCCUUCGCCGGGCGAUUAUCCAGUCCUCCCCACAUGUCCGUCGGGAAGUUCAUAGGCCGCUCUCUUCCUCCCAAAGAAACCAGAGAAUUAGGAUCGAUACCUUCCUCACCUACUGGGUGAAGGAGGCCAUUCCUAGCACGACAACCUGUGGUUGA